UAGUGGAAAUGGAGGGCAGGGCAGGCCGGUUGUGGUUUCUGAAAUCUAGCAGCCUCCUGUCUCCAUGCCAUUCUCUCCCCGGCCAGCGCCACCCUAACCUGAUAUCUGUUUACUUUAGAGGAGGCAGUUUUGAGAAAGGAUCAUAAAUAUCUUGGCCCGGUGCCCCAGGACGCCAUGACAAGCGAAAGAACACGCCCGCCUAGAGAUAGCCGUUGUGAUAUUUAAAUGCGUGGGUUAAUUUUUUAUCCACUUUAAUAACUGGAUUUUUUGCCUCUCUGCUUCUUUGCUUUCUAUUUCUGCUCUGAAGCCUUGGGCACAGAAAUCUCUGUGGGAAAAUUACUCCAGAGCAUACUGCAGGACGGUCGUAUAAGGAACAGUUAAAUUCACAGCAUCUGGAUCCUGAUCAUUUUCCAACAUGGCAGGUGUGAGUGGCUGUAUAAAAUACUCUAUGUUUAUCUUCAACUUCUUGUUCUGGCUAUGUGGUAUCCUGAUCCUGGCAGUAGCAAUCUGGAUACGAGUAAGCAAAGAUGGUCAAGAGAUCCUCAGCUCUGGGGACUCGGCCACUAACCCCUAUGUCGCUGUGAACAUCUUGAUUGCAGUGGGCGCCAUCAUCAUGAUUCUGGGGUUCCUGGGGUGCUGCGGUGCCAUGAAGGAAAGCCGCUGCAUGCUUCUCCUGUUCUUCAUAGGCUUGCUUCUGAUCCUGCUCCUGCAGGUGGCCGCGGGGAUCCUAGGGGCUGCUUUCAAAUCUCAGACUGAGCGCGUUCUGAAUGAGACUCUCUAUGAAAAUGUAAAGCUUCUGAGCACAGCAGGUGAAAAUGGAAAGGCAUUCCAGACAGCCCUGUCUGAAUUUCAAGAAGAGUUUAAAUGCUGUGGUUUGGUCAAUGGAGCUGCUGAUUGGGGAAAUAAUUUUCAACAAUAUUACAAGUCAUGUGAAUGUCCAGAGAAGUCAGAUUCGCCCUGUGUAACUUAUGAUAAUAAAUCCAUUUACAAACAGCCAUGCAUUUCCUUGAUAAAAGACUUAGUUGCAAAACAUAUUCUCGUGGUUAUUGGAAUCGCGUUUGGACUGGCAGUUAUUGAGAUACUUGGUCUGGUAUUUUCCAUGGUCUUGUACUGCCAGAUCGGGAACAAAUGAACCCAUAGAUGUGCCGAGCUACCAUCAGUCAAACUCCUUUAAAGUCUUGCUUUGGCUUUGUGACUUCAAAUAUUUGAGUGCUGUGUGUUACGAGCAGCUGUCCUACUAAAAUGUCUCAUUUAGCUGGACCACAGAUAUCUUCCAGACAUAUUGAACAUAUUUAAGAUUUGAGUGACACAAGGAAAAUGAUAUGAAUGUGCAUUUUCACUGAAAAUAAAACUAACGUUGUUUACA
Messenger RNA from Ceratotherium simum simum (southern white rhinoceros), 1366 nucleotides. RefSeq names its product tetraspanin 8 (gene TSPAN8). NCBI's taxonomy places the organism in Eukaryota, Metazoa, Chordata, Mammalia, Perissodactyla, Rhinocerotidae. Gene Ontology annotation, cellular component: plasma membrane. The record is from RefSeq and is a predicted model, not a curated record.